AUGGCACCUUAUGAAGCUCUAUAUGGAAGACCAUGUCGUUCCCCCGUAUGCUGGGCUGAUGUAGGGGAUAGGGCAUUGUUGGGUCCUGAAAUUGUGCAAUUAACAACUGAAAAGGUUAAAAUUAUCCGGGAGAGGUUGAAAACGGCACAAAGUAGGCAGAAGAGCUAUGCAGAUAACAGACGAAGGGAUUUGGAAUUUGAAGGGGGUAGUUAUGUGUUCAUGAAAGUCACCCCGCUAAAGGGGCAUCCGAGAUUUGGGAAAAAGGGUAAAUUAACACCCCGGUUUGUUGGCCUUUUCCAAAUUCUAGAAAGAGUGGGUCUGGUAGCUUACCGAGUGGCUCUUCCGCCAAGUAUGAGUCAAGUACAUAAUGUGUUUCAUGUUUCCAUGCAUCGAGGAUACCUAUCAGAUCCAUCUCAUGUCAUAGACUAUCGUCAACUUGUGCUAGAUGAUAAAUUAACCUAUGAAGAGAGACCACUUCGAAUUUUGGAGCAACAAGUAAAGCAAUUGCGCAAUCGGGAAAUUCCAAUGGUAAAGGUAGAAUGGCAAGAACACUAUGGCACCGAAGCUACUUGGGAAAAAGAAGAGGAUAUGCAGCAACAGUAUCCAUAUCUGUUUCCGUUUUGA
Camellia sinensis is the source of this 624-nucleotide messenger RNA. RefSeq lists its product as uncharacterized. The record is from RefSeq and is a predicted model, not a curated record. NCBI's taxonomy places the organism in Eukaryota, Viridiplantae, Streptophyta, Magnoliopsida, Ericales, Theaceae. Gene Ontology annotation, molecular function: zinc ion binding; nucleic acid binding.